AUGUCAAUGAUAACUGCUCAAACUCCUAAAACUUAUUUCGGUUCUGACAUUCAAAAAUCAUUAGGUUCUCUUCCUGGAUUUCCAUGGGCAAAAUAUCCUGGAGAAAAACAUCUUCCCGGUCAUAAUUAUACUGGUCCAGGUACUAGGCUAGAUCUACGAUUAGAUCAAAACGAUGAACCAAAACCAGAUACUAAAAAGCCUAACACAGCAGCAUGGAUAAAUAAAGCAAAAUUUUAUUUUGUGGAACAAAUUGGAGACACGCUUCAAGGUGAUUUAGAUAUGAAUAAUUUUACCAUAACUAAUUUAAAGUUACCAGAAAAUGAUUAUGAUGCUGUUCACAAGAAAUAUUUAAUGGAUCAAUUAAAUUUAAUUGGAGUAAAUAAAGAACAUUUAAAAGAAAGAAUAGGCGAUGUGAAAAGAUACUUCAAACGACAAAUAAAUAACUAG
Lottia gigantea (owl limpet) is the source of this 447-nucleotide messenger RNA. RefSeq lists its product as hypothetical. The transcript has 2 exons. NCBI's taxonomy places the organism in Eukaryota, Metazoa, Mollusca, Gastropoda, Lottiidae. The record is from RefSeq and is a predicted model, not a curated record. Bases 1 to 447 code for a protein of 148 amino acids.